AUGGCAUCUGUCUGUUGCCUGUGCAACAGUUCCUUCCUACUGCUCAGCGAGUACAUCUGCCGACAUGAUUCAGACGCUGGGCUAUACGAGAUGCUGAAUCAUCCACCGAUGGAACCACCAUACGGCGCCGCAGUCGUGGCUCUCUCUCUACCCGAGCUCGUCAGCGAGAUACUGGCGUUUUACUUCAACGCCAGAGACUGGAGAAGACCACGAGACAACCUGAACUACGCCGCAGCCAUCCGCGUAAACAGUCUAUGGUUCGACUGCGGCAUCGAGCAUCUGUGGGCAAUCCCCGAUGCCUUCAUCUACCUCCGAAUUGUGGCUCCGGAGCGGCGGCAAAUAUACGCCUCCAGGAUCAAAUACAUGAGCGUGUGGUACGCAAGCGAACAAAGACAGAUUUACGCGUUCCAUGACCUUGACUUCCGCCGGUUGAAGCAUUUCACAGCGACGGUCCCCUCGUUGACGUCCUUGGACGUACAUGAGAUGAGGCACAUCUUCGUCCAGUCCCUGCAAACAUUCGAAAUCAACGGACCUCAUGUCUCUACCGAUAUACUUGGCUUACUGCAAGAUGGCUGUCCGAAUCUCAAGUGUGUCCGGUUCUAUACGUACGAGCAUCCAGCCACCACUGCUCCAUUUACAGAGUUUAUACGAAACAUGCCGUGUUUGAAAAUAUUCGCGUUUGAUACGUCUGGGACUUUGGCUGCGUCUGAUCGUUCAAUCGAUGGGGAUUUCCUAUUGAGCUUGGCGCGCAGUAACGAAUUGACCAUAUUGCAAGUUCCGUGGGAAUGGUCAAUGGAUGCCGCGAGAUUUGCAUCGAGACGACUUGCAGACCUCGAAUCGUACAGCAAUGUCAGGCCCUUCCCUUCGCUCGUGGAUCUCGACCUCUCUGCCCCAUCAAACGCCAUACAAACGCUCGCUCCGAUGCUGAGAAACCUCAGCCACCUCCAUUUGACAGUCAAGACUGCAGAUGCCGAUCCGAUAAAGCCUCUCCGGGAGCUGAUCAACCUGAAAUCCCUGGAAGUGACAUUCAGAUAUGCCACGGACAUUCCGGGAGCCUCAUUUACUGGACUUGCAACGCUGACAAAGCUUGAGUGCCUGAAGCUGAAGCCCCUGCACCCCGUGUUGGCCAAGGUGACGUCUUGCUUCUCAGAUGUAGACCUCGAGCUGGUUGCCCCCUGCUGGCCGCAUCUCCGCACCCUUUCGGGUUUUCGAUCUCUUGCGUUUCACUGUCGGAAACUGCGCCGAUGGGAGAUAUCCGGGCCACUGAAAGUUGAUGAGCUGCUGCCAGACGGGUUCGCCGGGGCUGCGUUGUUUCCAGAGCUGGAGUACCUGCGGUUCGACGGGUUUGCAGGCGUAAUAUACGACAGAAACAGCUUCUGGACAUAUGCCGACAGCGGUUGA
Molecule: messenger RNA, 1401 nt
Organism: Trichoderma reesei QM6a
Lineage: Eukaryota; Fungi; Ascomycota; Sordariomycetes; Hypocreales; Hypocreaceae
Exons: 4
Coding region: 1-1401 (466 amino acids)
Source: RefSeq, a predicted model, not a curated record